This is a messenger RNA of Haliotis rubra (blacklip abalone), 2280 nucleotides long. Its product is annotated as serine/threonine-protein phosphatase with EF-hands 2-like. Gene Ontology annotation, molecular function: calcium ion binding; iron ion binding; protein serine/threonine phosphatase activity. The record is from RefSeq and is a predicted model, not a curated record. Gene Ontology annotation, cellular component: cytosol; nucleus. Gene Ontology annotation, biological process: detection of stimulus involved in sensory perception. Lineage: Eukaryota; Metazoa; Mollusca; Gastropoda; Lepetellida; Haliotidae. Bases 167 to 2278 code for a protein of 703 amino acids. The transcript is spliced from 15 exons.
GGCAAGGAGGGAGACAGCAGUGGCGAGCCUGGUAGUGGGUGAGGGAACAGGGCCUAACGAGGAGGUUUACACUGUACACUGAGCAGAGCACAGUCUAGUAUGGUGGACAUCACAGACUGUUACAUGGCAUCGCUAUAGAAUGUGAGGGAGUCCACCAGCCUCCGCCAUGGGGUGUGCCUCCUCCAACACAGUCAGCCGCAAGGAGAUGACCAAGUCAGAGAAAGCUAUCAAAGCAGCAAUCUUGAUACAGAAGUGGUACCGGCAAUAUACAGCUCGACUAGAGGCUCGCAGGAGAUGCACCUGGAACAUUUUUCAGAACAUAGAGUAUUAUGGGGAACAGAACCAGCUGAAGUUGUACAACUUCUUCAACAGCAUGCUGUCCGAGUUUGAUGGGAAAGACACUAUUCAGCCAAAGAUAUUACACGCCUUCAGUCCAACCCAUCAUCCUACUAUAUAUGACACAACUGCUGAGGAAGAUGAUGAGCUGCAUGAACUGACGAACCCUGACACUAUUGCCAUCGAGCCCAACUACAACGGUCCUCAUUUGUCAUUUCCACUCACAAGUAUCCAAGUGAAAGGACUGAUAAAGGCAUUCAAGACCAAACAGCAACUCCAUGUCAAAUACCUGCUGAUGUUGUUACAUGAGGCCAGACGGAUCCUCAAAAAGAGAGGGAACAUCAACUAUGCAACCACAUCUAUCUCCAAGCAGAUCACAGUGUGUGGCGAUCUCCAUGGCAAGUUGGAUGACCUAUACAUGAUCUUCCAUAAGAAUGGCCUGCCAUCAGUGGACAAUCCAUAUGUGUUUAAUGGGGAUUUUGUUGACCGAGGCCCCACAUCAGUAGAAGUUGCAACAAUUCUAUUUGCAAGUUUUGUUGUGUAUCCCAACGAGGUGUAUUUGAACAGAGGCAAUCACGAAGACCACAUCAUGAACAUGAGAUACGGUUUUAUUAAAGAAGUCAUGAGAAAAUACAAACACCAUGCAGACAAAGCUAUCAAAAUGUUUGAAGAGAUCUUCAGCUGGUUGCCAUUAGCAACAGUGAUUGACGAUAAAGUUUUGGUAGUGCAUGGUGGGAUAUCCGAACAAGUCAACUUGGAGGCCCUUGACCACAUCGACAGACACAAGUUUCUGUCUGUGCUGCGUCCACCUGGCCCCACCGACCUCCACAGUGUGGACAGCAUGUCCCUGGAGCUGAAGGAACUGGAGGAGUGGAAACAGGUUUUAGACCUUCUGUGGAGUGACCCCCGGCCUCUCCCAGGCUGUCUACCCAACACAUUCCGGGGAGGGGGGUGCUACUUUGGACCAGACACUACACGCAAGGUGCUGGACAAGCACAACCUCAAGAUGCUCAUACGAAGUCAUGAAUGCAAGAUUGAAGGCUUUGAGUAUAUGCAUAAUGGAAGGGUGCUGACAAUAUUCUCUGCUUCCAACUACUACGACAUCGGCAGCAACAAGGGAGCGUACGUGAAGCUGCUGGGGGACAGCCUCCAGUGUCACAUCAGCCAAUAUGUCAGCACAGCUUCCACUGGACUCCGCAAGAUCACAUUCACUCAGAGGAUCAGCUCGCUGGAGGCCUCAGCCCUACACGACCUGAGGGAGAAGAUCCUGGCCCUCAAAUCAGACCUGAUGGAGCAGUUCCAGAAGCAUGACAUAAAAGUCACAGGUAGGAUAUCCAUGUGUGACUGGUGUUCUUCUAUGGAGGAGGUGGUGGAGGUAGAUGUCCCGUGGCGGAUGCUCAAGCCCAAGAUGGUGAAGACGGACCAGGAUGGCAUGGUGUUGUACAAGUCCAUGUUUGAGGAGCUUCAAGUACAACACAGAUACAGCAAUCACAACAGCCCCACCUUGACCGAGAUGCUGUAUCGCCACAAGGACAGCCUGGAGACCAUCUUCCGAAUGUUUGAUCGAGACAACUCUGGCUACAUCUCAAUGGAGGAGUUUGAGGAGGCCUGCAGCAUCCUCACUCGACACACCAGCAUGCAGCUGCAGCCUCAGCAUAUCGCAGACAUUGCCAAAAGUCUCGAUCUUAAUGGAGAUGGAAAAAUAGACUUUAAUGAGUUUCUGGAAGCAUUUCGAAUUGUUGAUGCUCAAGGAAAAGAGAAGAAUACGAUUCGACGACCAAGUUUAAAUGGUGAUGAAAUCAGUGAAGAGCUCUUGAGUGACCAGGAUGAAAUAAGCUUGGUCAGUAAAACAGACUCCCAGAUGAACCUGAGAGUGACGAGGAAAACUGACUCUCAGAUAACCCUAAACAGUGCCAUGGGAAUCAAACGGCUGUCUAGAUAGAC